Chlamydomonas reinhardtii is the source of this 626-nucleotide messenger RNA. RefSeq lists its product as uncharacterized. NCBI's taxonomy places the organism in Eukaryota, Viridiplantae, Chlorophyta, Chlorophyceae, Chlamydomonadales, Chlamydomonadaceae. The transcript has 3 exons. The record is from RefSeq and is a predicted model, not a curated record. The coding region runs from base 75 to 443 and encodes 122 amino acids.
AGUUCGCACCAACACCGCUGAGCGACGCGCCCUCAGACACAACCGCACUUGCAGCCGCGGCCCACAACUCGGCCAUGCAGCCCCCUCAUCCGCAGGAUGGAGCUCUGGGCCACACAGCUGGCGCAGCAGGCGCGGAAGAGCCCGCAGAAGGAGCAGGCGGGGGCGGGGAGGGCGGCAGCAGCGAGACGUUUAUUGUGCCCGAAGUUGCAGCGGUGCUGUCGCAAGCAAACGACUUCUGGGCGCAGAACCUGAUGCCACGCGCCAGGGCGAUUGAAAGCGAGGUGGUGGCGCUGACGUACGAGGCCAACGCGGUGACGGGGCGGGCGGAGGCCGAGAAGCAGGACCUGGUCAAGGAGCUGGGGCGGCUGUCGGAGCUGGUCCUGAGCUUCCAGAGCCGCAUACAGCAGUUCCUGCACUUCGGCUCUUAUGGCGGCCAGGCAUGAAGUCCUUCGAGUGCUGCAGAGUGCAGACGGAGUGGGCCUGUGCGGCGCGUGCUACGAAGGAAUGUACAACAAGCAUAGCACUGAUGAGCGUAUUGCGCUUGGCUAUCGUGCGCGCUGCGGCGUCUGCGUGAGGGGCAGGCGGAAGGCACGUGGCGCGUUGGACACGUUCGAAGCAAUGUAGGU